Messenger RNA from Emiliania huxleyi CCMP1516, 1299 nucleotides. RefSeq lists its product as hypothetical. The record is from RefSeq and is a predicted model, not a curated record. The transcript has 5 exons. Gene Ontology annotation, molecular function: arylsulfatase activity. Lineage: Eukaryota; Haptophyta; Isochrysidales; Noelaerhabdaceae. The coding region runs from base 1 to 1299 and encodes 432 amino acids.
AUGGGAUUCGUGCAGCAGCUGCAGCGGAAACAGCCUUGGCGUCGAUUCGUCCACCUCGGCAAGUGGCACCUUCCCUUCUGGCUCGGGCUCGACACCUUCGUGCGGAAUGGUGAACGGGCUUCCGACGUGGUGCUGACCGAUGCAAAGCGGUAUGGACUGCACGCCUUGGACAACACGGCUCCUCCGCUGGUCCACUGCGGCGAACGUCGCAUGCGCGUCGCAUCGUCGUUCAGAGGGCAGCCAGCUGCCCGCAACGCUCCGGCGUGCGCGGGCACUCAGCAGCCUUUGGGCGCCUGUGACUUUCUCUACUACCGUGUAUCCGCUGAGAAACUCGCACGUUGGUGUGCUGGCAACGUGAGCCAAACUCGAUGGAUCGACCCGAAACCCGCUGGGGCGGGCAAGGGCGACAACUCUCCUCUCAGAUCGUCCAUAGACAUCAGCUCGCGAACGAGAUCUUCUGACGAGAGGCUAGCAGAGGAAGCUGCGGGCGCGUUGCGAGCGUUUGGGCAGGACGCCUUCUUCCUCAGCGUGAGUUUCGAAGGAGCGCAUCCGCCGUGGAGCGUCCAGCAGAGGUACAUCGGACCGCGUUCAGAUCUCACGCAAAAGUCGCUCGUGGUUGCAGUUUACCGUGCCAUGGUUGCUCGAGUCGACGAGCAGAUCGGCAGGGUUAUGACAGCACUCGAGGAGCUUGGGCUGUCAGAGUCAACGCUGAGCAUCUUUACUAGCGACCACGGCGCCCUCCCGAAGCGCCAUCAGACCGGGAGCUGGAUGGUCGAAAAGGUCGACGAAGGAACGCGUAUGCGUGAGGGCGUUCGGCGUGUCCCCAUGCUCCUCAAGUUUCCUGGCCGAGUGCCGGAGGGCGCUAUUGUGAGAUCGUGGGCGAACCGCAGCAUCUUGCUUCUCAUCCGGCAAGCUCAGUGGAAGCUCAGCGUGACCGUUAGUGAGGCGCAGCUCCUGGCUCACCGAAGCCACGUGCGCCUCGCAGUGUCCCCCUUCUCGGGACUCCCGAGUGUGGCAUGCCGGCCGAGCUGGUGUCGAGACAUGCGCCUGCUGAACACGGAAACGGCGAGUGUGAUGGCCUUGGGCGAGUCUGGAGACGAGGAGGAUGACGAGAUGGCGAGCCCAUCGGCACGCGCAGCCAAAUCGCACGGACAUUGGAAAUGCUGCUCGUGGGGCGGACCCGCGGUCAGCAAGCUGGAGCUGGCGCAGAGUCUCCUAGCCUUUGGCAGAGACGAGCACGAGACCGUCUUUGAGUGCUCGGGCUUGACUGCGUUGGAGAGCACGACGGGCGCGCUCUAG